Molecule: messenger RNA, 2633 nt
Organism: Actinia tenebrosa (Australian red waratah sea anemone)
Lineage: Eukaryota; Metazoa; Cnidaria; Anthozoa; Actiniaria; Actiniidae
Product: protein YIPF5
Biological process (GO): vesicle fusion with Golgi apparatus; endoplasmic reticulum to Golgi vesicle-mediated transport
Cellular component (GO): membrane; trans-Golgi network
Source: RefSeq, a predicted model, not a curated record
CUUACAUGAAGUACUGACCCAAACAACAGAACCUUCUUCGAAAACAUGUCGACGUUUGGAGGUGAAAGUUCUGUCGAGAUCGACCAAGAUUUCUUUGAUAGUGGAUACUCUUACAACUCCCAAGCUCAAAGCAGCAAUUACUAUGAUCAAACUGAACACCAACAGCCGCAAAAUCAGUCAGAAUACGCGCAGAGCUACUCGCAGUAUGGACAGACACAAUCAGCAACAGGGUACAAUUCUUAUAAUUCGUCUUCAUAUCCCAACAACACAGGUUUUUAUAAUCCACAGACUUAUGACUAUGGAGCAUCAGGACCUACUGCUAUGAGUGAGCCUAGCUUUUCGGGUUUUAUGCAGCCUAAGCAAACGAGUGAAGAUUACACGAGCUUUGAGGACGAGCCUCCAUUGCUGGAAGAACUUGGAAUAAACUUUGAACAUAUUUGGCAGAAGACAUUGUCUGUCCUUAACCCACUACAACAAAUAGAAUCAAAUAUCAUGGAUGAUACUGAUUUAGCUGGCCCUUUGGUAUUCUGUCUUGCUUUUGGAGGCUUUUUACUUCUUUCAGGAAAGGUCCAUGGAUUUGGUUACAUCUAUGGCGUGGGUGUCCUCGGCUGCUUAUCUCUUUAUGCAAUUCUAAAUUUGAUGAGCAUGACUGGUGUCAAUGCUGGUUGCGUCAUCAGUGUUCUUGGAUACUGUCUUUUACCAAUGGUAUUACUAUCAGGCAUUUCCAUCAUAUUUUCAUUACAGGGUAUGCUUGGCACAGUUUUAACAGCUGUGACGAUAGGAUGGUGCAGUCUUACGGCAUCAAAACUAUUUGUGACUGUUCUUGCAAUGGAUUCUCAGCAGUUGCUAGUUGCAUACCCAUGUGCUUUGCUGUAUGGAGUAUUUGCAUUGCUAACUGUGUUUUGAGCAGCAAAAUGUACAGUCAAAUGGAUCAUGACAAUAGAUAAAUAGAUAAAAAAGAUUAAAAAUAAUUUAUGUAAUAUCAUAAAAGCCAUUCUAAGGUCGAGGAAAAAACUGGGUUGUAUUGGCAUUGCAGCAUUGUGGGAUUGUUUUAAGGGACAUAUUUCCAAAAUGAAAUUUUAGUAUUUCGUACCCUAACAGUCCCACAAUGCAUUGCAAUUCAGUCCAGUUUUUCUCAACUCUAGGUUGGCCAAUGUAAACUAUUCAUAUCAUAUAAAUAGCAAACACAGAAUAGUCAAGAAGGCAUAUCAUUUUAUUACAACUAACUUGAAGUGAAGAAAUUGGUUUCAUUUAUCUUUCUAAAAACUCAAGUCAUUGAAUUUGUAAGUAGUAGGAUAAUUCCAUGGCUUUAAAAAUUUUCAUCGAUUUUGGGGUUUGUGUAAAAAAGCUGUAACAACUGUGGCAUUGUUACAUCCUUUCAGUGUUGGCCAGGGUGAUUUUAUUGUAUACUACUUGCUCUAAGUCUGGCUCAAUGUUUUCCCCAUUUAUGAGUUACACUAGCAUUGGUGGUGUACGCUGCUAACACAUUGUCUUUCACCACUGUAAUUCCAAAGGUUUGUUUACUAAAGGUUUUUCAGUUUCCUUCCUCUGUAAAAAUCCAUAAGUUGAGGAUUGUGUGCAUAGAAUAUUGAAUGGUAGUAUAUGUGAAUGAAAAGUGUCCCAAAUUAGUGUAAAAGUGCUAGAACAAAUAGACACUUAAAUAAUUWAAAAAAAAAUUUUUUUGGCAUAAAAUAAUUUUUGAGACAUUCACUUUUGUUUCGCCUUUUCUGCUAAAACCCUUGAAAAGCUGUUGUAACUAAAAGUGCACAUUUUAUUAUUUGAAUCGCCAUGGAAAUAUAUUGAAAGACUUGUAUAGCAGAGUAGGUACAGGGUUUUUAUGUAUAAGGACUGAAGCAAAUAAGUCACUUGCUGUGUUUAUUGCCACCCAUAUUGAAUAUUGUUCUAAAACAAAUGGAAAAAAACUGACAGUCCUGUCUGUUCCUCCCUCCUCUUCAUGUGACUGAAGAACAAAAAGCAAACACAAGGGAGUUCAGAAUACUGCUAUUUUAUUAAUCUACAAUCAUGUGAAAUAUUUACAUACUCUAACUUAACUAAUUAUGAUGGAUGGCAGUACAUUACAGGGUUAAUUAUCUGGUGUAAAUUUUAUGCAAUGAUCUCAAACUUGAAACAAAAUCUUGUAGUUGAUAUGUUAGUCAAUAAUUGAAAACAACAGAAAUGGUGCUUGGUAAUGUUUAUAAGACAUGUUACUAUAUUAUAGUGGGUUAAACAAAGAUUCAUGGUUCCGACUCAGAUUAUAUAGCAAGUCAAUCACUGUUGCAGCAGUUUUCCCAGUAGAGUCAAAAUUUUGUACCAUAAAUUUCUAUUCAGUAUCUGUUUUAAACAAUACUACAAGGCAUUUUUUUAUUUUCACAGGACAGUACACAAAUGAAACUAUUUGUAAAUAAUUUUCUGUGAUCAGAAUGUUAAAUUUUGAGAUAUCUUAGCUAAUGUUUUAUGUAGGGGUAGUAAGCACAAUAGCAACAGUAACAAGGGGAAUUGGAACCAUGAAUAACUAUUGAUAGUCAUGGAAAUUAGACAAAUAAUAAUCCAGUGUACCUUAUAUUUUCUAAUUACGGAUGCUAUCAGAUAUUUCAUAUACUGCAAAUAACUAAUAAACUUAAAUGGCUUUUGGA